Molecule: messenger RNA, 5125 nt
Organism: Engraulis encrasicolus (European anchovy)
Lineage: Eukaryota; Metazoa; Chordata; Actinopteri; Clupeiformes; Engraulidae
Gene: wdr37
Product: WD repeat domain 37
Exons: 14
Coding region: 878-2368 (496 amino acids)
Molecular function (GO): protein binding
Source: RefSeq, a predicted model, not a curated record
CCUGAUGCGUGCUUGUUUCGUUUAAUUCGCGCGGCAGUUUAACGUCAUCUUGUAACUGUUUUGAGUGGUCGUUUUGGCUAAUCAUCUAGCCAGAAACAGCUGACCUGCCAAACAUAGCUCGCAAUCAUACAGAGCAGUGUCGUUAAGCAGAAAGCUAACGUUUGCAAUUCUAUUGUCUACUGUAAAUACAGGAAGGCCAUUAAUAUAGCCCUUUCAUGCAGACAUGAUUUUCGGAAAAUAUGCCAAUUCCUGUCUAUUUCUGACCUUGUGCUACCGAAGCAGUUCUUGCUAGCUGGGAACGUGUGCAAAAUCACAGUUCUCGAGCACUGAGCUAGUUAGCUUCAUAGCAUGUACAUGUCGUCUUCCACUGACUACAAGUUGAACUCGUCAAUGAUUCUGCAUUAUGUUGUUGUCCUUUACGAAUAAUUAAAUUAUGAGAAGUAACGUUGCUGCCAUUCUGCCCCGGUGCUGCUAAUCUAACAAACACUGAUGGAAGUAUGCUACGCAUAUUGUCAUAUGACUUGCAUAGCAUGCUCCGUCUUGUUUGGCACCAUUUUGCUGUAAAUGUUAAUGUGUUUCGUUUCUGAAUUUCACUCUAAACCGUGUUCUUAGGUGUAAUGUCACGCUUGUCCUUAACUGUGUGUGUUGUCUAUUAUAAUGCUGAGGUGUUUGGUGCUGGUGUUUUGACGCGUCAACUUUCUGGAACGUUUUUAUUUGUUGUUCAGUGGUGAGAGACGGCUGUCCGACUACCGCACCCAGGCCGUCUUCUCUGCUUUCCAGUUUACCCUGAAGAUGCUUCUGCUUUGUCUAAUCACUGCUCCUCACCGCUGGUAGUUUCAGGUAAGGAAGCUCGCCGGGCGGACGUCACUGAGGAGGGAUGCCUGUUGAAAGCGGGAACAGUGCAGCCGCCAGACAAGCCAAGCAGAAGCGCAAGUCUCACAGCCUGUCCAUACGGCGCACCAAUAGCACCGAGCAGGAUCGUCCCUCAGGCCACAGAGACAUGCUGGAGGCACAGGACUCGAAGCUGCCCCUCUCCUUGAGGAGCAACCUGAUGGACCUCUUUGGACAAAUAGAACGUGAAUUUGAAAACCUCUACAUUGAAAACAUUGAAUUGCGACGGGAAAUCGAUUCUCUCAACGAACGCCUCGCUGGCGAAGGACAAACUGUAGAUGGAGGAGACCUCACCAAAGGCGCCCUGAAAACCAAAGCCAGCCACAGUACAAGUCAGCUUUCUCAGAAACUGAAGACCACAUACAAAGCCUCCACAAGCAAGAUCGUGUCCAGCUUCAAAGCCACCACGUCGCGUGCUGUUUGCCAGCUGGUGAAGGAGUAUGUGGGCCACAGAGAUGGCAUCUGGGACCUCGCCCUCACCCGCACUCAGCCCACGGUCCUGGGCACCGCUUCCGCUGAUCACUGUGCCAUGCUCUGGAGCAUUGAGACUGGGAAGUGUCUGCUGAAGUAUGCUGGCCACGCUGGCUCAGUGAACUCCAUCAAGUUCCAUCCUACAGAGCAAAUGGCUCUGACUGCAUCUGGGGAUCAGACAGCUCACAUCUGGCGCUACAUGGUCCAACUGCCUCUCCCGCAGCCCCAAGCAGACAUCAGCCAGCUGUCCUGCGAUGAUGACGUGGACUUCUCGGAUAAGGACGAGGCGGACCCCGAGGGUGACGGCGUGAUGAUGGAGUGCCCCACGGUGCGCUUGGCCACCACCACCCUCAAGAGCCACCAGGGGGUGGUGAUCGCCGCCGACUGGCUGGUGGGCGGCCGGCAGGUGGUCACGGCCUCUUGGGACCGCGCCGCCAACCUGUACGAGGUGGAGACCUCCGAGCCCGUCCACACUCUCACGGGUCAUGACCAGGAGCUGACCCACUGCUGUACGCACCCGACCCAGAGACUGGUGGUGACCUCCUCGCGUGACACCACCUUCCGUCUUUGGGACUUCAGAGACCCCUCCAUCCACUCAGUCAACGUCUUUCAGGGACACACCGACACGGUGACGUCAGCUGUUUUCACCGCGGGAGACAACGUGGUGUCUGGGAGCGAUGACCGCACCGUGAAGGUGUGGGAUUUGAAGAACAUGCGCUCACCAAUAGCAACCAUCCGCACAGAUUCGGCUGUGAACAGGAUAAGUGUCUCCGCCACGCAGAGGAUCAUUGCGCUCCCACACGACAACCGACAAGUCAGGCUGUUCGACAUGGCGGGGGUGCGCCUUGCCAGACUGCCGCGAAGCAACCGACAGGGCCACCGCCGCAUGGUGUGCUGCUCGGCCUGGAACGAGGAGAACCAGGCGUGUAACCUCUUCACCUGUGGCUUCGACCGGCAGGCCAUCGGCUGGAACAUCAACAUCCCUGCACUGCUGCAGGAGAAAUGAGCACGGGCACCCCACCCCACCCCACCCCAGGCCUCCUGACGUGACGGGGGGCCAGCGCACCAGGUGGGGAGGUGUCCCAAGUGUGCUGUGGUCACCUCCUCCCUCCUCCUCCUCCUCCUCCUCCUCUCCAACCACCUCCCUCAACAAUCUUGCAUGCUGUUCAUGCGCGCCGUGGCACAGGCGCUUUUCCUAUUCAUUCGUUCACUCAUUCAUUCGCAAACUCGCGCACCGCAAGAGCGAAGCCUCAGCCACAGUCCUCCAGCCAAAACUGUCUUACUUACUGGGCUUGUGCUGAGAGCUUUUUUCCCCAAAUGUUCUGUGUGUGUUUGUGUGUGUGUGUAUCGUUUGUGCGUGUGUGUCUUGAAAAAAAGAGUUAACGUGCCUACAGGAUAUUGCAUUCCAUCUCGUUCAAUCUUUGUCCUGUUUGCAUUCUGUUACUUUAUAUGCUUGGAGGUGAAGGAACGGGCCUUUUGUGAUUUUAACUUUUACGGAAAGCCGUCGAAUUGAGACAAUGAAAGAUCUAUCGCACUGCAUGUCGCGUUGCAGCAGUUGUAAGUUAAGCGGUGCAUAUCUGUCUAUGUAGUUUCACCGUGUGCCAUUUCUCUACACACUCUUAACGGGUGUUUAUUUGCCAGAGCAGCAGACUAUGUGUGACAUGUUACCAACCGUCUCCUUCGAGAUCAAACAUUCUUGUGUGCGUGACACGACUGUCAAUCAUUUCACAACCCUGUUUCCCGCUGGUUGACCAUCAUCCUUCCAAAUAUGUGUGGACAUUUAAAAGUAACUCCAUUGGUCCACAGACCAUAUUCACCAUCACACCUCACACUGGUGUCUGUCGUGGUGUUGUGGUCUGUGGUGUCUCUCUCGUGGCUGGGUUCUUGAAAAAAACAAACUACAAUGUUGUGUAGAGAUGAAUUUCAUUUAUGCUGUAGUAGAAUUACUUGGCCAUUAGAAGAAGUGAACAGUACUAAUGUACAAAAGAAAAUCCUUUUUGUUGCUUAUAAGUGCCAGUUGGUGAAGUUCUUUUUUUUGUUUUCCUUGGAGUUCAAUUUCACCAGUUAUAUACAUUCAGCUGUGAAGAAUUUUCUGCCUUGCACUUACGUGAAGGCACUCACUUAAGCCUCGUUGAAGAUUGUCAAGGAAGUAACACUUUGUUUUAGGAUGAGCCGGUGGGUUACAGUACAAAUCAAGGUUGCAAAUCCUGUGAAAAUAACACUUGCUGUGUUCUCAUCAGUUAGCAAACAGUAGAGGAGAAAGUGAUGUUUUUCGGUAAAUAUACACUAAGCAUGGCUUCGUCUUAAUCACAGGAAUGAGACAAUGUAGGGGUUCCGACCAUGUGAGAGUUUAACAUGAUGGUAGUUGAGGGUGUGCCAUGCACAAUCAAGUCCUUAGUCUUUCGCUGUUUGAUGCCAGACAUUUUAGAAUGCGCUGAAGAAAGCUUGUUGGACCAAUUAUGUGCUGUCUCACGUUCACUGCAAGAGAAUACAGUCGGGCUGCUUUGUAGCGGGAGUGCUAGGGGCUGGAUUCACAUUGUAUAUGCUACUGUUAACACCUUGUUACACUGUGCCGGAUAAGCAGUUCUUUGAUGUUUACCGAUGUGUUAUCACUGUUUUUAAAAAAGUGCAAGUCAUGUAGGACUGGUCAAACACCUGUGUUUCCUAUAUAGAGAGCUAAGGCCUUAGCCCUAAGUGUUCAACUCAAGCUAAUCAAUACACAGAUUUCCAAAUGAACUUCUUGUGUGCAUGUUCUUCAGAUAUGUUCAGGUUCUCUUGUGAUUCUGGGAAGGAGAGUUCUAUGGCCUAAACUUUAGCAGGGCCUGCCGGUGAUCGUAUGUUCCGUGCUUAGUCCCUUCCAAUGUUGGGCAAGAUAUUUCUUGUUGUAGAUGUUUGAAAUAAAAUGGACAUAUAUUCUCUGAGGUCUUUCAGCUAUGAUUUACAAGUGCUCCACGAGUCUUUCAAAAGGUCAGCUAUUCAUGUUUUUACAAGUCUGUGCCAUUGGCAGCUUCACACAGAUCAGACCGGUUUACUUUGGACAUGCCAUGCUCGUAAGAAAAAGAAAAUAUUCACAUUCGGGGUAAAUUAUAGUUAAAAGCAUCCUUUAAAUACAAGGAAUGUACCUUCAAAGACCUUAUAACAGUCUGCUGUAUGGCUGUUAGACUAAUUGUCAGCUUAUUGGAACCCUGCUACAGAAGUCUUUGGUCAUGGCCUGCUUUUGUGAAGCGUCCCUUACCUCGAUAUGUUCACAAAAAUGUGGUAAAUCUUGAAAUAGAGCAACUGAAUGGCUUUAUUUUAUUUUAUAAGACAAAGGCGUCCAUGCUCUGGUUUAUCCCUGACUGAGGUAACUCAAACUGGGAUAAUGGUGAACGGUGUACUUGGACUUGCAUGUACAUGUACUUCUAAGAGUAUCUGAGAGCGACUUCCAUUCAGAGACUUGCGCUCCACUGCCCUGUUGGAUUGUGAAAAUACAAGUAAACCCCACAAAAGACACUUGAUUCAGUUUGUUAACUUGUGUAUGAUGUGUAAGAAAGUAAAGGGGGUAUUCCAAGUGUGUGUGCUAAGUGUCUUUCCCAGCUAUGUAAACUCUAAUCUAAUGAGUCUUCUGGGUUCCUUAUCCCAGAAGAAAAACAACACUUACACACUUAGAUUUAGCUCUUGCACAGAGUUGACAUAGCCAGGGAAGUGGCUGUCUGAAAUGCCCCUCAAAAGAUGUAGGUAGCCAUGAAGUUAAGAAAAUGUAAAUAAAUUACCUUAAAGCUGA